AUUCACGUGUGCCGGGAACAACUCCCCCAAAGCCAGAGCCCUCCCUCUCCCUGCGCGCCUCACACCAGGCAGAUGCCGCCGUGGAGGUGAAGGGUUCUGUUUUUGCUGUCGGGAUGCCAAGGGCCUGUAAAAUGUUGUGUGGUUUCCUGCCUAGCAAAAAAUUACGGAGAGGUUUGAGCAACAAAACCGAUGGAGCACAAAGGCAGAAACGUGCAGUACCUUGGAAUAUUGCGUAAGGGAAAUUGCAACCACGCAGCCAAAACUGGAGCAGAGGGAAAGGUCAGCGCAAGCAUCCAUGGGUUCGAGCUGCACGCUGGCAGAAAUGUUCCUGAGGGAAAGGUGUGAAGAGUGUUAUCUUUGUAAAUAACCCUGGAAUAAAGUUCAGCUUGGUCAUACAAUUCAGUGGAUGACUAAACAAAUUGUGAGGAAAACCAAGAUACAGUCUGCCUCAGUGAACCCAUCCCUCAGCUGUUGGCUGGAUAGACCUAGGGCCAGAGACGGUUUGCUUAAAGGAAUGGUUAUUUUGGCUCCAUGUGCUCUUUUAUCAUUUGGGAGCAGAGCACUGGGAACAUGGCCCUGCAAGAGAGAGGAACCAGCAGCAGCUCCAGCAAUGACAAGCAGGAACAGAACUAUAAUCGUGUUAUUACAAUUGUCUUCCUGGCCCUCUUCAUCGACCUGUUGGGAUUUGCCCUCAUCUUGCCACUCUUUCCUUCCAUCCUUGAUUAUUACAGCCAGACUGAGGAUGGAUUCUAUUUGUCACUGCAACGUGGGGUAGACUGGUUUGCAGCGAUGGCUGGGAUACCUCCAGAGAGGAAAUACAACAGUGUCUUGUUUGGAGGUCUGAUUGGCUCAAUCUUUUCCCUCCUGCAGUUUUUCUCCUCUCCCCUCACCGGUGCUGUGUCAGACCACUGGGGCAGAAGGCCUGUCAUCCUGGUGACAGUGAUGGGUUUGAUAGCAUCAUACUCACUCUGGGCUGCCUCUCGGACUUCUGGCGUUUUUCUUCUCUCCAGGAUCAUAGGUGGGAUAAGCAAAGGGAAUGUCAGCCUCUCCACAGCUAUCAUUGCUGACCUGCACUCUGCAAAAGCACGCAGCAAGGGCAUGGCCAUGAUUGGUGUUGCUUUCUCCCUGGGCUUCACCCUGGGCCCCAUGAUGGGGGCUUACCUCGCCAUGCAGGCAGAGAAGGGAGAAGUCUUCUACCUUCGCUCAGCCUUGUCAGCACUCGUGUUUUCUGUGGCUGAUUUCAUUUUCAUCUUCCUCCUUCUUCCAGAGACACUUCCCAAGGAAAAAAGGGUCCCUUCUGUGACAUCUGGAUUUCAGGCAGCAGUUGACUUGCUCAGUCCUUUGGCUUUGUUUCAGUUCUCUGCAGUCACCCGAGGAAAGGAAUCCCCUUCAGAGCAGAAUCUUCAGAAUCUCAAAAUUUUGGGCCUGGCCUACUUCCUGUACCUCUUCCUGUUUUCUGGCUUGGAGUACACACUAAGUUUUCUCACUCACCAGAGAUUCCACUUCAGCAGCAUGCAGCAGGGCAAGAUGUUUUUCUUUAUUGGAAUAACAAUGGCUGUGAUCCAGGGAGGCUAUGCUCGCCGAAUCAAGCCAGGAAAUGAAAUCAGAGCUGUAAAAAGGGCUAUGAUGCUGCUGAUUCCAGCGUUCUUGUUAAUUGGAUGGGCUGCAAAUGUGACCAUGCUGAGUGCUGGACUGUUGCUGUACUCCUUCGCUGCAGCCAUUGUUAUCCCGUGUUUGUCAGCAGUGGUGUCAGGCUAUGGCACUGCUGGCCAGAAGGGACGAGUCAUGGGCAUCCUGAGGAGCCUGGGCGCCCUGGCCAGAGCCCUGGGACCCAUCCUGGCAGCUGCAGUUUACUGGCUGGCUGGGGCAGAGGUUUGCUUCACUAUCUGUGGAGCCUUUUUCCUUGUCCCCUUGGCUCUACUCAGGUCUAUAAAACAGCAGACAAAGGAGGAGUAGGAAGGAACCACAAAACCAGCACCAGCUUCCAAGGACCUCUGCGAGACCUGACUCUUGGCACCUGACUGCUGAGCAAAUAAGAAGAUACACAAUGACCAACAACACACAGCAGUUAUGUUUAAGGUGGCCUCCCAGCCAGCUGGGUUAGCUUUGCAAAUAGAAAAACACCAAACAAACGAAAACAGACACACACACACUCGCCAAGAGCUGAGUAAGGCAUUAAGAGCAGCAGAGAAGCAGAAACAGCACAAGAGCAGCAGGCCUGGAGCACACAGGGCUCUGCUGCUCACCCCGAGCCUCUGCAGGGGCUGGGCUGGCACAGAACCAACCCUCAGCACCCUCAGCACCACUCUGAUGGGUGUUUGUUUGUACAAGUGGUACCAGAGCUCUGCAGCUGCUGCAUCCACACCUGCAAACGUGAUGGUCAAACAAAAGCAGAGGCACUCUGCAGGCUGUCUGUAACCCACUGGUACUUUGGCACAGGUGGGCUGUUUUUAGUAUACAAAUGAAUUUGGAGACAUGUUUUAUAUUUCUAAUACUGUGGGAUAUUUUUGAUGACCAAGCCCUGUUCUUUUUGCAUUACAAUAAAGGGUUACAUUGAACACUCCUGUGGUCAGUUCAUUACAGUUGUUACCCCCCUUUGAACUGAACUGAACAUCCCUGUCUGGCUGAGGCAAAAAGGGGCCAGAAUUUCACCCAAGGUGCCAAAGGGCUCCUUGAGGGAGCCAGCCUUGGAUGACAGCACCAUGCUGAUCCAGCCAGUGCCUGGGGGAAGGAACCACCACCAGGCUCUGCCCCUGGUGAGCUGGGAAUCUCUGGGAAGGGAGUCCUGCCGUAACCAAUUGGAGUAUUUUCUGAGAAGGAAAGCCAUCACUAAUCAACACCUUAAUUAUUAAAACUAAGCAAGUGAGGCUACAGAAUAAAAGUGUACAAGUUUUGAAAGCAGA
Passer montanus (Eurasian tree sparrow) is the source of this 2903-nucleotide messenger RNA. RefSeq names its product major facilitator superfamily domain containing 10 (gene SLC75A1). The coding region runs from base 532 to 1956 and encodes 474 amino acids. The record is from RefSeq and is a predicted model, not a curated record. Gene Ontology annotation, biological process: transmembrane transport. The transcript has 13 exons. NCBI's taxonomy places the organism in Eukaryota, Metazoa, Chordata, Aves, Passeriformes, Passeridae. Gene Ontology annotation, molecular function: transmembrane transporter activity. Gene Ontology annotation, cellular component: brush border membrane.